Molecule: messenger RNA, 975 nt
Organism: Guyanagaster necrorhizus
Lineage: Eukaryota; Fungi; Basidiomycota; Agaricomycetes; Agaricales; Physalacriaceae
Exons: 2
Coding region: 1-975 (324 amino acids)
Source: RefSeq, a predicted model, not a curated record
AUGGAUCUGGGAUGUCUUCCAAAUGUCUUCCUCGCCAAAGUCACCCAUUAUGCAUCGUUAUAUAUCCUGCUGCCGAAUUUGGUUCGAAAUCUCAAACAGCAUGAGGGAACCCCUUCAGUUUCCAUCCAGGAGUAUGCUGUGCUCUAUGAAAUAUUCAUCCAAUCAGCUUUACAUUAUCAGGAUAUGACAGCAGCUUGUCUUCCUGCUACGUACAGUUCAAAAUUGUUUCAGGCAGGAAGUGGGCAGAGUCAUCAGAUGAGAAAGCUAAUGGAGUUGAUCCCUAGUGAAUAUGUGGAGCGAUUGCUAGGAGAUUUCAAUGGAUGGGGGAUCAGGCACCAUUUUCUGCUUCAGUGGCGAGGGAUCAAGGCAUUGACAGUGCAUGACCCAAGCAAUGCAACUGAGCAAGAAUACUUCCUGCGCCAGGACCAUGUAUUCAAUGCCAACAUGUUCAGUACUCCUGGUGAUGAUGUCUUUGUUGAUGUUGCACUUGAGCUGUCUGUGAAGGAGGGAGCAGUUAUGUGGUGCUCUGACAGCCAUGCAGUUGCACUACAGAGACUACUGCAAAUGCAUCAGACCGAAGCCAACAAGUGGACGCGUUUCGGUUACUACAAUUACAAAUGGGAUACAUGUGCAUAUCUCACCUCUGUCAUAGGAUGUCACAUCAUAACACAUACCACACUGCUUGGACAAUUCAAUGCAACCUUUGCUCAGAUGUACACAACUGAUAAAUGCCUUAUCUAUGACAUGUGGGUGAGCAACAAUGCCAAGUUUGUUACAGCAGUUAAUCUGAUGAAGAAGUCAAAGUACACAUACAAUGAGUUUCUUGGGAAAUUGUAUGGUGUCUUUGCAGAUGCAGCAUGGCAUAACGAUGUACACACAUGGAUUGAGGCACAAGUCCCACUGGCUAAUGUGGAAGAUGUGUUCACAGAUGUUUCAGUUGCGAGCUUCUUGGAUCUGGUGUAUUGUGUUCCAUGA